Messenger RNA from Salvia hispanica, 1836 nucleotides. Its product is annotated as protein HOTHEAD-like. Lineage: Eukaryota; Viridiplantae; Streptophyta; Magnoliopsida; Lamiales; Lamiaceae. Gene Ontology annotation, molecular function: oxidoreductase activity, acting on CH-OH group of donors; flavin adenine dinucleotide binding. The record is from RefSeq and is a predicted model, not a curated record.
GUUGUAGAAUGCCUCAAGUUGAUAGAUUCAUGGGUUUUCGGCUGUGGAGAUUACUCUUUUUUGGAUUUGCCAGGAUCAACAUCAUCUUUCAUAGUUUCACUUCUUCUGAAGGAGGUUCGAUUGGCAGUUUCAUGCACGAAGCAACCUCGGCGCCAACAAUUUCCUUCUAUGACUACAUCAUAGUCGGCGGCGGCACCGCUGGUUGCUCACUCGCUGCCACGCUCUCCCGAAACUCCACCGUGCUCGUCCUGGAGCGCGGCGGCUCGCCCUACGGCAAUCCCAACAUCACCUAUCUCUCGGCCUUCGGGGGAGCCCUCUUGGACCUCUCCCGUUCCUCCCCCGCCCAGCGCUUCAUCUCCGAAGAUGGCGUCUUCAACUCACGCGCCCGUGUCCUGGGCGGGGGCACCUCCAUCAACGCCGGAUUCUACUCACGCGCCUCCGACGGCUACGUGGCGGGCGCUGGCUGGGACCCCCGCCUCGUCGAGGAGUCGUACCGGUGGGUGGAGAAGGCGGUGGUGUUUAAGCCCACGGUGCGGCAGUGGCAGGCGGCUGUGAGGGAUGGAUUGCUCGAGGCUGGCGUGGUCCCUUAUAAUGGAUUUACGUAUGACCAUUUGAUUGGGACGAAAAUCGGCGGCACUAUAUUUGACGGCGACGAGCGGCGCCACACGGCGGCGGAACUAAUUGUGGAGUAUGCGGAUUUUAACAGACUUACUGUGCUGCUCAAUGCUACGGUUCAAAAAAUCUUGUUCACCACUCGAGGGAAGGAGAGGCCAAGUGCUGAAGGGGUGAUAUUUAAAGAUGCGAUUGGGGAGAAUCACACAGCAUACUUAAAACCAGGGCCCAAUAAUGAGGUGAUAUUAUCGGCUGGGGCAAUUGGAAGCCCGCAGCUGUUAAUGCUAAGUGGUAUAGGCCCAAUGGGUGAUCUCCAGGCCCAUAAUAUUACAGUAGUUAUGGACCAGCCUUCAGUGGGCCAAGGUAUGGGAGACAACCCAAUGAACGCCAUAUAUGUGCCGUCGCCGACCCCGGUGGAGGUUUCUCUAGUUCAGGUGGCCGGAAUAUCCCAAACUGGAAACGAUAUCGAAGCCAUCAGUGGAAGAAACUUCACCGGUGGAUAUACGAUGCUCUCUCCUCAGAUUGAGAUGAUCUCAGCACAAGACCCAGAUCCAAGAGCACUACAAGGGGGUUUCAUAUUAGCAAAAGUGCAGGGCCCUCUCUCUAGAGGUUACUUGAAGCUCAAAAACAAGGACCCUAAUGACAAUCCUCUUGUUAGAUUCAAUUAUUUCAACAACUCUAUAGAUCUGGAAAGAUGUGUUUAUGGCCUCAAAAUUAUGGCAAAUAUAGUCGAUUCAAAUGCGUUUAAACCCUUCGUAUUUGAGAAUUAUUCACUGCCUUAUAGCCCGAAUGACACAAUAUCGUUGGAGCGAUAUUGCAGGCUGGGUGUGAGGACCCUUUGGCAUUACCAUGGAGGGUGUCAAGUUGGGAGGGUGGUGGAUCAUGAUUAUAAGGUUUUUGGAGUCGAUGCUUUACGAGUUGUUGAUGGAUCCACCUUUAAUACCACUCCGGGAACUAAUCCUCAAGCCACUGUUAUGAUGCUUGGGAGGUAUGUGGGAGUGAAGAUGCUGAAUGAGAGAAUUGAUGUCUCGCGGAAAAGUGACAGUUAAAUUAGCUGCAAUUUCUAGACAUGAAAUUGUUAUUGCAAUGGGAAUUAGUAAAUAUAUAAACAUAUACUUGUUGUGAAUAUUGUUGUGAACUGAUUGAAUAUAUUCGACCGUUUCGACGGAUAUGAGACGUUUCAUGAGUAUUUGGUUGGAAAUAAAUGAGUAUUUGUUUCUAGAA